Messenger RNA from Sciurus carolinensis (gray squirrel), 1353 nucleotides. Its product is annotated as lysine-specific demethylase 4D-like. Gene Ontology annotation, biological process: chromatin remodeling. The record is from RefSeq and is a predicted model, not a curated record. Gene Ontology annotation, cellular component: nucleus. Lineage: Eukaryota; Metazoa; Chordata; Mammalia; Rodentia; Sciuridae. The transcript has a single exon. Gene Ontology annotation, molecular function: histone H3K9 demethylase activity. The coding region runs from base 1 to 1353 and encodes 450 amino acids.
AUGAAGUCUGAGCACUCUGGUUCCCAGAAAAGUUCCACCAUUAUGACAUUUCACCCAACCAUGGAAGAUUUCUCAGAUUUCAACAAGUACAUUGCUUACAUGGAAUCCCAAGGGGCACACAGAGCUGGCCUGGCCAAGGUAAUUCCACCAAAGGAAUGGAGAGCCAGACAGUCCUAUGAUGAUAUCAGGGACAUCUUAAUAGCCACUUCCCUGAAGCAGGUGGUCUCUGGGAAGGCAGGUAUGUUCACUCAAUACCACAAAAAGAAGAAAACCAUGACAGUGGGAGAGUAUCACCUUCUGGCAAACAGUGAAAAGUAUCGAACUCCUCCACACCUGAAUUUUGAAGAUUUGGAGAGAAAGUACUGGAAGAACCGCCUCUGUGACUCACCAAUUUAUGGUGCUGACAUCAAUGGAUCCUUAUUUGAUGAAAACACUAAAGAGUGGAACCUGGGACACCUGGGAACCAUUCUGGACCUGUUGGAACAGGAAUGUGGAGUUGUCAUCGAGGGAGUCAACAGGCCCUACCUGUACUUUGGUAUGUGGAAGACGACCUUUGCAUGGCACACGGAAGACAUGGACCUUUAUAGCAUCAACUUCCUGCACUUUGGGGAGCCCAAAACGUGGUAUGCGGUGCCCCCUGAACAUGGGCAGCGCCUGGAGCGCCUGGCUAGGGCGCUUUUCCUGGGCAGUUCCCAGGGCUGUGAGGCCUUCCUGAGGCACAAGGUGGCCCUCAUCUCACCCACAGUCCUCAAGGAGAAUGGCAUUCCCUUCAACCGUGUCACUCAGGAGGCUGGGGAGUUCAUGGUGACAUUUCCCUAUGGCUACCACGCUGGCUUCAACUGCGCAGAGGCCAUCAAUUUUGCCACCCCGCGAUGGAUAGAUUAUGGCAAAGUGGCAUCUCAGUGCAGCUGUGGGGAGGCCAAGGUCAGCUUCUCCAUGGACGCCUUUGUGCGCAUCCUGCAACCUGAGCGCUAUGAGCUGUGGAAAUGCACACAAGACCGCACGAUUGAAGACCACACUGAGUCCAGGAAGCCUGCCAGGCCAGAGCUGCUGACCACAGAGAGAAAGAACCGGACACUCUGGAGAGCAGCGCUGGGCUUGAGAUACCUCCAGUCUCCAGAGGCUUAUGGUUCCUUGAGAUCUGUGCUGGCUGGUGGCUUGUUAUGUGCACCUGUGAGUCCAGAGUCUGGGUGCCCCUCCUCUGGCUACAGAGCUGAUGCAAAGCCUGGGACAGUCCCGAAUGGGUCCCUGCUGCCUGUCGUGACCUGGUCAAAGAAACGCUGUAGGUCCACCGUGACUCUCCACCCAUCAACUGGUAGACGUGGUCGUGGUCUUCGCAAAGUGGAAUUCUAG